GUCUGCUUCGAUACACAUGGCUGAGAGUUUGCUUACCGCUUCUCUGGCGGUCGAGUCCUGGCGCGACAUUUGCACCAACCUGGAGCCUUACGGCGUCGCAUGCAUGGGCAUAUGCCUGCUUCUUCUAGUUCUUUCCGGCCUGGGCACACUCAGCAGUGUUUAGAGCGUCUGGCUCACUACAGGUACUUGACUUGGACGAUUACCAAGAGCAAAAACAUCGACACUCGCGAUCGGGCUGGUCAGGAUUACCUCGUGGUUGUCGUCUGUUGCUGGUUGGAUCUACAUAAAGGGUCGAUAAUGCGAGCCGACGGUCGUCAGCUGAAGGCAACCUUUAAAGCUCACAACCGUGUGCCGCACGAAGGGCGCGUUGCGUUUGUCACGCGAUUCUGCGGAAUGCGGUGCAAGCGCAUUCCAUCCAGCGACUCGAGCGCUUAUUGCCCAACCACAAAUCUCGUGGCAUCCGGAAGUACCAUCUCACCAACUUUGACUGGCACGUUGGGGCAGAGCAGUGCGGAUGCGUUCUCUGAGUGGGCGCCACAACUUGCAUGGGAGGGUCAUGGUUUAGAUAGAUUCUUGAGAUAGUCGUUGCACGUCGGGACGUGUCUGUCCUUGGAGUAUGCUCAUCGUCCUCCACUCUCCGAAGACAUGGAUGGCUGCUGGUCAACUUAGAGACUCAGCG
Microdochium trichocladiopsis is the source of this 679-nucleotide messenger RNA. RefSeq lists its product as uncharacterized. Bases 100 to 582 code for a protein of 160 amino acids. The transcript has a single exon. The record is from RefSeq and is a predicted model, not a curated record. Lineage: Eukaryota; Fungi; Ascomycota; Sordariomycetes; Xylariales; Microdochiaceae.